ACAUGACAACAUCUUCAAUGUUGUAGCUUUCAAAGAGAGAUAGAUAGAGAGAAGGGUAGAAAAGGAAAACGAUUAAAUGGGUUUUCUUGAGUUUUUCAUUUUCGCAUUAAUCUCAGUUUCUUCAUUCAAAUGUUGUAAGAGUGUUGAUGAUGAUAAUGAUGAUGAUGUUCUUGGGCUUAUAGCAUUCAAAGCCGACAUUAUCGACUCAUCAGCUCAUCUAUCCUCAUGGAAUCAAGAGGACAACUCUCCAUGUUCAUGGAAGUUCAUAACAUGUAAUCCGGCGACCGGAAGAGUCACCGAGGUGGCUCUCGACGGUUUAGGUCUCUCCGGGAAGAUCGGAAGAGGCCUCGAGAAGCUUCAAAACCUCCAGGUACUCUCUCUUGCUCAUAACAAUCUCACCGGAAACCUCCACCCUCAACUCUCUCUCCUCAACAAUCUCCAAACCCUAAAUCUUUCCGGGAACUCUUUCUCCGGCGGCUUCCCGCCGUCGCUUAUCAACUCCGGCAGGAUAAAGUUCCUUGAUUUAUCUGACAACUCGCUUUCAGGACCCAUUCCGGUAGACACCUUCUCAACCUGCUCAUCUCUUCGAGUACUUUCGUUGUCAAAAAACAAUCUCCAAGGUCCGAUUCCUGAUUCGAUUUCUCAAUGCACUAUCCUAAACCACCUUAAUCUUUCCAAAAACCGGUUUUCUGGUAACCCAGACUUUUCCACGGGUCUGUGGUUGUUAACCCGGAUCAGAACAUUAGACCUUUCACACAAUGCGCUAUCGGGUCGGAUACCAAAUGGGGUAUCGGGUUUGCAUUACUUGAAAGAGCUUUCUUUACAUAACAAUCACUUCAUAGGAUCUUUGCCUUCUGAUAUCGGGUUAUGUUCACACUUUAAAAAGUUGGAUUUAAGUAAUAAUCUUUUCACAGAAACAAUUCCCGAUUCUUUCAAGGGUCUUUCGUCUUUAACUUAUUUAAAUCUAGCGAACAAUCUGUUAACCGGUGAUUUUCCUAAAUGGAUCGGGGAUUUGAAGGGUGUUGAUUACUUGGAAGUAUCGGGAAACGGUUUGACCGGAAUAUUACCGGCGUCGAUUGGUGGUUUAGGGUCGUUGACUUACUUGAGUCUUUCUGGUAAUAGUUUAACUGGAAACAUUCCCGAGACAUUAAUCUACUCGAGUAAACUAACCGUGGUUAAGUUAAGAGGUAAUAGGUUCAAUGGGAGCAUACCCGAAGGUUUAUUCGAACUCGGGUUGACCCAGAUUGACCUUUCGAGGAACCAGUUAACCGGUUCGAUCCCUCCUGGAUCGAAUCGGUUAUUCACAGCUCUUCAGACCAUGGAUCUAUCGGGAAACGGGUUAACCGGUGACAUCCCGGCUGAAAUGACACUUUUCUCCAAUUUAAGAUACUUGAAUUUAUCAUGGAAUAAUUUCGAGACGAGAAUGCCCCUGGAUGUCGGGAAUUUUCCGAAUUUAACCGUGUUGGAUCUUCGAAAUGGAGCUUUUCACGGGUCGAUUCCGGGCGAUAUAUGCAACUCGGGCAGCCUCGAAAUCCUCCAACUUGAUGGAAAUUCUUUGACCGGAUCCAUCCCGGACGAUAUCGGGCACUGUUCAUCACUCUAUUUGCUGACAUUGUCUCAUAACGACUUGUGUGGGUUUAUUCCAAGAUCAAUGUCGUUAUUGAAAAAACUCAAGAUUCUAAAGUUAGAUUCUAAUGAGCUAAGUGGUGAGAUACCACCGGAGCUAGGUGGUUUAGAAAACCUCCUAGUGGUAAAUAUAUCCUACAAUAGACUACAAGGAAGACUUCCAUCCAGGGGUAUAUUUCCAAGCUUACAAGAAAGUUCUUUAGAGGGUAAUCUCGGUAUUUGCUCGCCUUUCGUAAAAGGACCAUGUAAAAUGGAUGUCCCAAAGCCUUUAGUUCUCGACCCGUAUGCAUACGGGGACCAAAUCGGAAGUCAUGAAAAUGGAGCAGGGGCAAAAUCGUCAAAACAUUCCAACCACCGGAGAUUCUUAAGUGUUUCAGUCAUUAUCGCGAUAUUAGCAGCUGUUUUGAUCUCCAUUGGUGUGUUGGUGAUAACUUUGUUAAAUAUCUCCGCAAGAAAACGGAUGCAAUUUGUCGAUAAUGCCCUCGAGAGUUGCUCGAGCUCAUCCCGGUCAACUCGCAGUGUAUCCUUCGGGAAGCUAGUUUGGUUCGAUUCCAAGAUUGCCCCUGGUUGGGUUUCGAAUCCUGAAUCAUUACUAACCAAAGGAGCUGAGAUCGGUGGGGGUAUAAUCGGAACAGUGUAUAAAGCUUCAUUAGGAGAAGAAGGUAGAGAUCUUGCAAUCAAGAAUCUCAUCGUAUCAAACAUGGUGAAAUCAAAUGACGAUUUUGACCGAGAGGUUCGCGUUUUAUCAAAAGCAAGACACCCUAAUCUUGUAUCGGUCAAAGGGUAUUUCUGGAAACCUGAAUUACAGCUUCUAGUGACAGAGUAUGUAUGUAAUGGAAGCUUACAAUCCAAACUCCAUGACACGUCAACUUCAAGUCAACUUUCUUGGUCAACCCGGUUCAAGAUCUUGUUAGGAACCGCAAACGGGCUAGCCCAUUUACACCAUUCAUUUCGUCCACCUAUUAUUCAUUACAACAUCAAGGCUAACAACAUUCUUCUAGAUGAAAACUUCAACCCUAAAAUAUCGGACUUUGGGUUGACUAGAAUAAUGGCGAAACUUGACAAACAAGUAAUGAGUAAAAGGUUUCAAAGUGCAUUGGGCUACGUGGCACCAGAGUUGGCUUGUCAAAGUUUAAGGGUAAAUGAGAAAUGUGAUGUUUAUGGUUUUGGGGUGUUGAUUCUUGAAGUUGUAACAGGAAGAAGGCCGAUUGAAUAUGGGGAUGAUAAUGUUUUGAUACUUAGUGAAGAAGUUAGGGUUAUGUUGGAAGAAGGGAAUGUGUUGGAGUGUGUUGAUAUGAGAAUGGGGGAGUAUCGUGAAGAUGAGGUUUUGCCUGUUCUUAAGUUGGCUUUGGUGUGUACUUCUCAGAUACCUUCGAGUAGGCCUUCAAUGGCUGAAGUGGUUCAGAUAUUGCAAGUUAUUAGGACUCCUGUUCGUCAUAGGAUGGAAGCUUAUUAAGAUUAAGAGUGUUGCAAAGUUUUAAGUUUGAUUAUGUAUAAUUGUAGUAGGUUUUUGUUCUUUGGGAUUUGAUGUUUUCUUCACUUGUAUGGGUGAUUUUAGUAAUUACUUGCCUUCUCUA
Molecule: messenger RNA, 3203 nt
Organism: Lactuca virosa
Lineage: Eukaryota; Viridiplantae; Streptophyta; Magnoliopsida; Asterales; Asteraceae
Source: the annotation of a GenBank genome assembly